CCCCCAGCUCCCAGGCAGGCCUGGACCGGUCGCCCGGCACCUCCAAAGCAUCUCCUGUGUCAGUCUCCUUCAGUGAGGGCUUUCCUGGGUGGGAAGGAAGUGGUCCGGUAGAAGGGAGAAAGAAAUGAGAAAUAGGUUCUGAUUUCACCAGUGACUUCCUGGGCUUUCGCAGCUUUCUACAUCCCCACCCCAGGGGUGACAAAGAGGAAGAGGCUGGGCAGGAAAGAGCCAGCGGUAGCUGCAGAGUCCCCCGGAGCCUCAGUCCAGUCUCGGGGUCGAGGCCUUUCCGGGCCCACCUGUAGCACCUGCAGCCGGAGGGUCCCCUACUCCGAGGCCUCCCGCUGCCCCACUGGGGUGCUCUUCUUCUCCCCGGACCAGCUAGGGGGGCUGUGCUGAGUCCCCUCCCCGCCCCCAACCAGAGGCUCCCUGUCCUCAGGGCUUCUCUCUCCCACCCCAGCUCAAGAAGUGGGUCAUGGCCCAGGGGGCCACCCACCUGCUGCCUGCUUCUGUCCUGCUGAUGCUCCUGGCCUCAGGCUCCUGGGAACAGAAGCUACUGCAUAAACUGGAAGGGCAGACAGUCUCUGUGCAGUGCCCGUACCCGUACUGGCCAAGUUCGAACAUGGUGAGAGCCUGGUGCAGGUACUCUCCAGAAAGUAUUUGUACCAUUUUAGCCACCCACCACCCCAGGCUCCCGAGAGUGUCGGAGCCUCGGCACUCCAUUCAGGAUGAUCCCAAAUCAGGCUACUUCAUCGUCACCAUGACUGAGCUCAGGGUGGAAGACUCCGGACUUUACGCAUGUCUAUUCUACAAAUCCUCCGAGACCUUCAUUCUCAGAAAAAUCCGUCUGGUGGUAUCUCGGGCUUCAACCGCACUGACCACCAGGAGCACCAGUGGGACCACAGCCUGGACCUCUGCCACCAGCCCUGCCAUUGACAGCCCCCAAGACAACUGGCGUCUCAUCGUUCCCAGCACCACGGUGGCCAUCGUGCUGCUGCUGCUGCUCACCAUCCUCGUGAUCCUGUACUUCAGGAAAACCCAAGGAAACGCCGGGAAAGGUGAAGACAAAUUCCACAUCUACGACAGCAUUUCGGCCCAGAAGGAACAGACCACUGAGCACAGGAAAGACUCCUCAUCAAGGCAGAGGCCAUCUCAGCUUUCCUGGGGCUCCAAUCAACAAAUGGGCUCUGAUGAGGAUGCUGGGGGCAUUUGCUAUGCCUCACUUACCUACCUGAGCCACUUUGGCCUUGAGGACUCCAUCUAUGUCAACACCCACCCCAACCCAAGGCCCAUGCCUGACCGCCUUCUGACUGUGGAAUAUGCCAGCAUCGCUGGAAACAGACCCCAGCUCUCCAAGUCGACUGCCCUGGAAGGGGAAACUCAGGAGCUGAAGGCAGACUUCACUGGGCAGUGAACACUUAGCAAGUACCUGCGAGGCAUGGGGUUGCUCUACCAGUGAUAUGGGGACUUCAGUGGGACAAAGGUGGUCCCAAACCAGGAAAAGGUCAUCCCUUCCUACAAAGGAGAUGAGGAAGGGGGAGGAAAGAAAAGACCUUAUCACUCCACAGGAGAGAAGCUCUGAGUCUAAAGGCUGUGAUGGGCGGGCUCUGGGGCCCAUAGAAGGGGUUUCUAGACACCUGCCUGCUCACCUCCCCAGGGCCUAGGAGGAGGGCUAUUAGAGCAAAGACCAAUUAGAUAGGGUUUGGAUCCCAGUGCCUCUGAGUGACCCAAUCUUCGCCCCCACUCUGUGACCCUCACUUCCUUCCUGACCAGGGGCUGCGAAAUCCUGACAUACUGUGCAAGUUCCUCUUUGGUGACUCUCCUCAUGACAGCCCUCCUCCAUCCCCAACUACCUCUCAGGACCGCUAACCCAGGCUGGAAAGUUCUACCCCUCCACUCCAGCUCCUUCCUCUCCUCCCGAUUUUGAUUCUCACAAAUGACCCUGCCAGGACAUGGGCAGUGCCCACCAUUCAAGAGUCUCUCCUAACCCCUGGCCUUGCUGGGUGGGAGCAGGGAGCAUGGGAGCUUCCCUCCCUAUAUUGGCCCCUGCAGCUUUGCUGGACCUGACCUGGGCUCCCCCACCUUCCAUGGAAACCAUCAUCUACCCUGCUAGCUGUGUCUCCAACAAAGCAGGCUGAGGGCCACCCCCUGCUUUGCCCAAGUACACUUCUACAGGACCCUUAUGGAAACAGGGCCCUUUUAAAAUUCUGUGCCCCCAAAGAGUGACUCUGAAUUGUGGGAAUUCCAGGCCAUGGGGGCAGAAGGUGCUGUCCUACCAUGUCAUGGGAAAGAUUGCUUGAAUUAUCAGUUCGUCACUUCUCAAGAGUGACUUUUAAAGAUCAUCGAAUCCAACUGCCAAUAGGAGACUAGGUCCGUUCUGCAAAACCCCAGUGAGUCAUGCAGUGUCUGUCCCAAUCUCUUGGAGGACAGGGGAUUCGCUGCCUAUUGCUCAGACAGCUUGUGUGUGAAUGGUUUUGUCAGACAGGAACUUGCUUGCCUUCAGUCACAGUGAGACAUCAGCUUUGCCUCCAGGAUGGGAACUGAGGCUGUGGCUCCUUCAGGGCCAAGAAAGGAGAGCGGUUGGAGAGGGCAAGGGUGGGUGGUCUGAGGUCUGGCAGGCUGAGGUGUGAUGACGAGGUCUUCUUCAGGAGGAAGGCAAGUUAUGCUUGUCACUCGUGACAUCCCAGGUUCCCAGUGUUGAGGAUAUGGUUCUGUCCCCAGUUUGUGGCUGUUCAGAACACUCAGGAACAACUCCGAGUUGAAGGAGGUGGAGAACAGGAUGCUCUGAGCAUCACCUUGGCUCUCCAGGUCUCUUCCUUGUCCCUUCCAGUGUCCCAGAUUUGACUACUAGAGGCUGGGCACCUGCAGUAUCCUAACCUCCCACCCUACCUGGCCUUGCUCUGAGAAGGCCAUUGGCACUGACCUACGGCCUCAUUAGACCUCUGUUCUUCAUUGUUCUAGGCUCCUGAGCCUCUUGGUCUAUAUUUUAGUCUACAUAUCCACCGGGGAAGCCCAUCUUCACCAUGGUCUUCUCAACUCGGGUAUCCUGGCUACAACGCCAUGAGCCACCCCGGAGGUCAGGCUCCUUACGCACUGUCCAAACCCGAAGGCUUUACUCAAACUAGGGACCCUGGAGUUAGAAUCAUUAUACAGUAUUUAUAAGGGGCCUGCUGCCCGCCAGCCAUGGCUCAGAGGUGGGGAUACAGUGAUUAAUCUAGUAAGCCAACAAUUAUGGAGUGGUUCUUAUGGCCACAUUCCUCUACAUACAUUAAAGGCUUAAACAACCCCAUAAGGUAAGUGCUUUCCCUUCAUUUUAAAGAUGGGGAAAUUGAGGCACAGACAGGUUAAGUAAAUUCCCAAAGUCUAACAGCUAAUAAAUGGUGGGUCCUAGACCAGAAAUUUUAGCCACAGUGCUUUCUCGUCCCUGUUCCUGUAUGCAUGCGCGCACAUGUGCAGCGGGUAGAUAUGUAUGACAAAACAGUAACACCAGGCAAUCACAGCUAGAGCUACAGAAUGCUAAUGGUGCUUGGGGGAGGUGGGAAGCAUGACUUUUUUGAUAGAACUCCAGGAGCCAAGAGGGGAUAGUAGGGCUGUGGCUGAUGUAGCUGGGGAGUUUGAGAAGAGGGAUUCUUAAUUAACCAGUGUCCCCAGAUAAAAGGCCCAGGUCCCUCCUGCCCACCCUUACCCCGGGGUGGAGGGGGGGUAGGACCGCCCCUUCUGUCACCACCAAAGGCCCCAGGGCACCUUUCAGGGCUGUGACAUUGGGAAUGUACACCUUUCCCUAUCUCAGCAGUGAUGUGGUAAUGGUAGGUGAGGCGCCCAAGACUCAGGCCCCACAGGAGGGUGCUGCUCUUGGACCUUUGGGACACCAGCAGACUUUAGGCACCAUCCUUCCCAAGACGUGCCACCCAAUGCCAGCUGGGUCCUCCCUUCACCUUCCCCUCCCCCACCCCCCACGCUCUUUAGGCAUGCCACACAAUAUGUCAACAUUUUGUUCAUUGACGUAUCUGUUUUCCGUUUUGGUUGGUGUUUCAAGCCACUAAGGUUUGGAGUAGUUUGUUUUGCAACAAUAAGCAUUCGAAACGAAUAGCCGAGACAAAUUUGAAUAACAAGUCCAUGGGGAAAGGAGAUGGUCUUACCUGACUGGAAACCGAGACUCAGGACCACAGUGUGAUUUUCUUGGAAUAGAAAAUCGACCAGGGCAACAGAAUUGGGGGGUGAGAAAACAGACCUGUGUACAGAUGGAAACCUGAUUUUUGCGAGAGCGGGCAUAUGAAUCAGGGGCAGAGGAGAGAAAUAUGCCAUGGUCUGAGUAUAACCAUCUAUCCAUAUGGGGAAAAUACAAAAUUAGAUUCUCGCCUUAGGUUUUUUUACACAAGAACGAAUUCCAGGUGGGUUACAAAUCCCCGUGUCAAUAGCUGAACAAUAAAAUGUUUAGACAAAAAUGUAAGAGUUUUUAUGACUUCAGGGUAGAGGAAUAUUUAUUGAGUAAGACAUCAAAAGCACAAACCACAGGGGAAGUGUGGUGCUUGGCUAUAUUAAAAUGCAAAACUUGAGUACAAAAAGAAGACAUCAGAAAUAAAGUGGAAGGAGGAGCGCAGACAGCGAGAUGGCAUUUGCAAUGCAUAUCACUGAUAAAGGCUUAGCAGCCAGAAUUCAUAAAUCAAAAAAGGACACACUAUUUUGAGUGGGCAAAUUAUAGGUGAAAAGAAAAUCACACCCAAGAAAAUUAAAAAAUAAAUCAGAUAAAUAAUGGUUAACUUCAUUAGCAAUCAAAUAAAUUCAAAUCUCAACUAGAAACAUAUAUACCCAGUAUAUAGGUAGAGGACUUCAAAUAUGUCUAUAAUGUUUCAUAUGUAGAUACAGAUGUAGAUAUAGAUAGAUAUAGACAUAGACAUAUAGAUAUAGAUAGACAUAGAUAUGGAUAUAUAGAUACAUACCUCACAUUUUUAAAUUCUGAGAGUUCAUGACAAUAAUCACAGACAAAAACCUAGUUCUGUGAAUGAAUUUAGGCACCCCAAGUCGCAUUUUCUCUGUAACAAUAAAACCACCAGGUAUGUGCUGUUAUUGGGUUCCUAUUACAUCAGGGGUUAUGCAACAUAGAAAAACAGAAAAAAAUGUAAGCAUGGCAUGUUAUGUAAAUUUUGAUGUUAAGUAAGUCUACCAUUAAAUUAUUUUUUCAUCGA
Messenger RNA from Hyaena hyaena (striped hyena), 5183 nucleotides. RefSeq names its product natural cytotoxicity triggering receptor 2-like. The transcript has 6 exons. NCBI's taxonomy places the organism in Eukaryota, Metazoa, Chordata, Mammalia, Carnivora, Hyaenidae. Gene Ontology annotation, molecular function: signaling receptor activity. Bases 473 to 1411 code for a protein of 312 amino acids. Gene Ontology annotation, cellular component: cell surface. The record is from RefSeq and is a predicted model, not a curated record.